Messenger RNA from Peniophora sp. CBMAI 1063, 762 nucleotides. NCBI's taxonomy places the organism in Eukaryota, Fungi, Basidiomycota, Agaricomycetes, Russulales, Peniophoraceae. The record is from the annotation of a GenBank genome assembly.
AUGAAUAAUAUAUCAAAUAAAUUCGCGGGAGACGAAGCCCCGGACUUGACCUCCGCCGAAUUUCGAGCGCGUAAAGCCAUCGUCCAACAGGUGGAGAAAUGGUGCGAUGAUCAUGCAAAUGAGCCGAAGGCGCGGAUAUACAAGAAUCAGUGGUCGCCCAUUUUGUAUAAGUAUGAGAUCGUGAAGACUUCAGCCAAGACAGAGCGCGACUGGGGGCACCUUCUCUUCACUGAUAUGACACUGUCUUACUUCAUGCUCGUAAUGACUUUCCCUCAGGCCUGCAACUGCGGCAACUUAUCACACCAUGACUACGGUGCUCUCACACGCUACCAUGCCGAUCGAUUCAUGUCACUCCUCGUUUAUCUACACGAAGAGUGGGACUGGGGACCAAACCCCCGCUGGGUGCGCGCGACCUACGUGACUCCAGCAGAGGGUCUCAGGCUUGCGCCCGACUUCUUGGAUAACAUCGGUGCUCAAACACCCGGAGAGGAUCUGAAGGAUGGUCGGCCUCCUAUCUAUGUUGCUACAGCGGAUAGCUUUUCCCCGUCGCUGUUCCCCAAUGAGCUGGAGAAGAUCGACAACACAGUUGCGCGCGGCUCUACUACCAAGAAUCGCAAAGGCGCAGGUGUACGCGAAAGGGUACUCGGAUCGAAGGAGGAUAGGCCGGACGUCAGUGCGGCUCUGCGCGGCAAGAAUAUGCGCCAGUGUGGAUUCUGCCAGGAAGCUAAAGAGCUGAGCGAACUGCGUCUAUGUGCAGGGUAG